Messenger RNA from Papilio xuthus (Asian swallowtail), 1808 nucleotides. RefSeq names its product KH domain-containing, RNA-binding, signal transduction-associated protein 2. The transcript is spliced from 10 exons. Gene Ontology annotation, molecular function: mRNA binding. Gene Ontology annotation, biological process: regulation of alternative mRNA splicing, via spliceosome. The record is from RefSeq and is a predicted model, not a curated record. Gene Ontology annotation, cellular component: nucleus. NCBI's taxonomy places the organism in Eukaryota, Metazoa, Arthropoda, Insecta, Lepidoptera, Papilionidae. Bases 234 to 1358 code for a protein of 374 amino acids.
GUCAGGAAAGACGUCGCUUACGCUUCGUAUGUACGUUGAUUUAUUCGUAGUUUUAUAGUGAAUAACAAUAUUUGAAUCCCAUAUUAUUAUCGUUAAUAAAAGUGUUAUUUUAAUUUCACUUUGAAGUAUAAUAAAGUGGUCAUUACGAGAGUCCUGAUACGAUAUAAAGGUAGACCAGUAUAAGUGUUGUGCAACAAAUGUGUAGUGAUGUGUAAGUGAGGUGUAGUGACAAAAUGGAGUCGAACCCACUGCCUCUGGAGGCGGAGGACGAGGGCCGGCAGCCACAGGGCUCUUCCACGGGCAGCGGGUCUUCAUCAGGAACUGGAUAUUAUGGACAUAAGAACGGUGAAUGGCGCGGCGAGAGAAGAAUGUUGGAUAUAACAAGAGACAAACCUGUGAAAGUAUGCGUCCGAGUUGUGGUACCCGUACGUGACCAUCCUAAGUUUAACUUCGUGGGUAAACUAUUGGGUCCAAAAGGUAACUCUUUGAAGAGGCUUCAAGAAGACACCAUGUGCAAGAUGGCGGUACUCGGUCGCGGCUCUAUGAAAGAUAGACAAAAGGAAGAAGAGCUACGUGUGUCUGGUGACCCUAAAUUCGCUCACCUAUCAGACGAGUUGCAUGUAGAGAUCAGCGCAUUUGCAACACCAGCUGAGGCACAUGCGCGUAUUGCGUAUGCUCUUGCUGAACUGAGAAGAUUUCUUGUACCUGACUACAAUGAUGACAUCAGACAGGAACAGAUGCUGGAAAUGCAGAUACUGUCCUCACAAAGCGAACAGAGACGACUGACUCCGCCAGACUCUUCUAGAAGUGGUAGCGAGGAAACCCUACCUCUAAGAGAUGUAGGGCCUAAACAAAGACAGAUGCCAAAUAUGCAAGCGGCAGUGCCGACGUCUCUCCCCGGUGGCAUCGCUCUCAGCCCAGCGAAUGCUCGGGAGUUCUCUCCUCCAGCACCCACACCUGCACAGGAACAUAUAUCACAUCAUCAGAUGGCGGCUAGUCACGCUGGUCACGGUGUGCUUGUGGGCAGCGGAGUUCUGCAACAAGCACCAACACAUCAUUUACUCACACAGAACUCUAUAUUGGGUGCGGGUGGGGGGGUUGCGAGCGCGGGCCGCAAGCGGCCGCUGCUGGGUGGCGCGCGGGCCGCCAUGUCGCCGACUAAACGCGCGGUUAUCUCGCUGUUGGCGCGCGCGCGGGCUGCAGCACACAAGCACGCGCCCGCCUGGCCAGCAGCACACGCCCCGCACGCCCCACACGCACCCCACGCGCCCCACACGCCCCACGAACAUACGGCCCUCCUGCCGCUUAUCAGAGACGAGUUCGUCGCGGGCGUCGGGGUCAAUAUCAACUUAGCAUAAAUUAAAGACGUUACAUCAAUAGUUAAUAUAUUAAUAAUCAUUAAACACGUAGACAUUUCUUAACUGAUAUAAUAAGCUUAUAUUACAUUCUCAUGGUAAUCCUUGCGCAAACUGAAUGGGUUAUGGUUAAUAAUUUAGUUUCCUCAGUUUAUCACGUUCUUUUUUAUCUAUACAUUUUUGACUGACGAUUUAAAGAAUACAUAGACUCAAUUUUAGUAUAUAUACCAUUAUCUAUAUAGAGUCGUGUUCCACUAGUGCGACUGCACUGCUAAACCGCGCGACAGUCGCGCGACUAACUGUUUAGUGGAAAAUGAAUACGGCCGCUAUUCUUUGCUUGGAUAUUGUCAGAAAUGAUUAUUGAAUUAGACCCAUUCUGAUUGCUCGGGGAUUUAAAUAAAUUUUAAUGUAUUCAUGUGCCAUACUUUUUUUUACCAAAAUCAAUCCCUAAUC